UUAUUUUUUUUCAUUCUACCCAACAAAGUACCAAAUAGUGGGUCUCACUCUCUCUCUCCCCCGGUUUGGGUCUCAAGCGUAAACCCGAAAUGGCGGUUCCAUUUUCCCUCCUUUUUCAAAACUCCAAAAUCAUCUGAAACCUUCGAUUCAUAUUUCGACUUUCCCUCUUCUUUCUUUACCACCAAAAGCUAAAUCUUUCAUCAAAUCUCUCCUUCCUUUUCAACGCCCACAUUUUCAUUUUUGAAUUGUCCCCCCCCAAAAAUUGCCCCAAAUCCACUCCUUCCAAGAACCCUAAUUUCAUCACCAAAAUCCACAUAUCCAUUUCCUCUCUCUACAAGUCUUCUCUCUCUAAUCCAAUGGAUACCCAGGUCACAAAAACUCCAGAAACCGACUCUACACCCACAGAUUCAGUUGAUCUCCAGCAAACCAUAGAUGGGUCUGCGCCGAAUUCACCUCCUACUCUGCCCCCUGAACAAACCCUAGAUGAACUCCUUCACUCAUCACCGGUUCUUGUUGAACCAGAUAUAGAUAAUUCAUCUCCUUGCGGUGAUGAUGAUAAAUCUGAUUCGGCGUUGUUUCAUGAUAUGGAAUCACUAAAGGGCGAAGACGAAGAAGAUGAACCAGACCCAGUUCAUUCUUCGCCGGUCAGUACGUUUUCGAUGUACUCGUCUGGACAUUGGUCUAGUUGGUCUACGCCUCGGGACUCCCUCGGAGCCACCAAGUCUUCGUCGUCGAAUUGGUCUGAGUGGCCUUCAGUAGAAGAUACUGAGCCGUUGGAUUUCGAUUGGUCUCAAGAAAAUGAAACCAAGUCACUGGUUCAAAUUUCUCCGGCCUUGUCUAGUGAGAUUAAACCAUCUGUGGUGGGUGCAGGGCUUGUAAAUUUGGGCAACACUUGCUUCCUUAAUGCAGUGUUGCAAUGCUUUACACACACUGUGCCACUUGUUCAAGGUCUUCGUUCAUUCAAUCGCACGGUGCCUUGUGAUUUUGCAGUUGAUAAUGAAGGGUUUUGUGUGCUUUGUGCUCUUCGUGGCCACAUGGAACUUUCGCUAGCUUCUACUGGCAGAGUUGUCUCCCCACUGAAACUUGUUGACAAUUUGAGCUAUUUUUCAUCUAGUUUUCGGAGAUUCCAACAGGAAGAUGCCCAUGAGUUCCUGCAAUGCUUGUUGGAUAGACUUGACAGUGGUAUUCAGUUGAAGACAAAGGAUAAAACAUUGUCUUCACAUGAUGACAACUUUGUGAAGCAGGUUUUUGGUGGUCGGCUCAUUAGCAAACUUCGAUGUUGCAACUGUGGUCACCGUUCUGACACUUAUGAACCCUUGAUUGACCUAAGCUUGGAAAUUGAGGAUGUGGAUUCCCUUCCAAGUGCUCUCCAAUCGUUCACCAAAGUGGAAAAGAUCGAAGAUCCAGAGACAAAGUUUACAUGUGAAAACUGCAAGGAAGAAGUGUCAGUAGAGAAACAGCUUAUGCUAGAUGAGGCCCCUUCAGUUGCUGCAUUCCAUCUAAAGAGAUUCAAGAAUGAUGGGUCUUAUGUUGAAAAGAUUGAUAAGCAUGUGGAGUUCCCACUGGACUUGGAUUUGCUUGCGUACACCAAUGGCAACCAGAAUGAUAAUGUGAACUUGAAAUAUGAUCUGUAUGCAAUUUUGGUGCAUAUUGGUUUCUCAUCUACUUCUGGGCAUUAUUAUUGCUUCGUUCGGUCCAGUCCAGACACAUGGCACAAGUUGGAUGACUCUAAGGUUACUAGAGUUCGAGAAGAUUUUGUGCUUUCUCAAGAGGCCUACAUUCUUUUCUAUGCCAAGCAGGGCACGCCCUGGUUUUCAAGUUUUAUUGAAGCAGAAAAGCCUUUCUUUGAUCCAAAUAUAUCCAACACUUCACCUAAGUCGGUGUUAGAUAAUGUGGAUCACAAUUGUACAUUGUCUCCUAAUGGGGAGAAUAGCCAUAAUUUUGAAGCCAAUGAAACCAUAGAUACUACAAAUGGAUUUUGUGAAGAGUCUUCUAGAGAAUCAAGACAUGAAGGGAUUGCUCAAGAUGACUCUCACAGUCCCAGUAUGUACACUCCAGUAUCAGUUGGGGUAAGUAAUUCUUGUGGUGGAACCUCUGAGGUUGAGAAAACGUGUGCCGUAUCCCCACUAGGUGAAAAUAAUUGCAGUAGGAAGUCCAAUGAACUGAAAAACAAUGUCAUCACCCCUCAAACUCCACCAAGGUCUCCAAGCCCUGAUCUAUAUGCAGAAGAGCCUCCAGAAUUGAGUUACUCGAUCCCGCUUAGUCAUCUGAAAUUAAAGAAUAAGGUGUCUUGCAAACGCCCAUUAAACAAGGAUCUGGAGAAUCCGGAGAAAAAACAGGCUUAUAGAAUGUUGAAAAACAUGCCUGGUAAAAGGGGCUCUCGAUUGUUGGCUGCCAUGGAGGGGUCUAAUAGUGAAGGUUCUCUGAACAAGAGGAGCAGAAGAACAGGGUGGUCUCAUUAAGGAGGUGGCAGCCUCCUCAGGUGAUUAUUGUAACCCCAAUCUUACUUUCUUUCAUGCGACUGGUGGCUGCCGGAGAUUUUUGCCGAACAGGUGGUGAAGUCUAGGUGAAAAUAAUUGGUCUUCGUGUCUUUUCCAAAGUAGAUGUUACUGGAUAUUAAGUUUAACAGAUUGCCCUUUCUAGCUGCAACCAUCUAGCGUGGUAUGUAGUUUUGGCUAGCUAGGUUUGUUUAUACUUUCCCUUACAUGUAAAAGUUAGGGUUUAUUUGACUAUUAUAGUGUUUAAUUUUUUUAAUGAAGAGAAAGGUGUUUAGAUUAUGAACCAGAUUGAAAUUUCCUCUAAAGAAAAUGAAUUGUGAGUUGGUGAUUGAAUAAUUUUAAAAGUGGUAAGUUUAAUGAUCGAAUAUAGUUGUUUGGCAUGAGAUGACGAGAGUGAUUUGUCCAAUGCUGAGCAAUUCUGGUUUAAACAAAAGUGAAGGUGUAGAAGAAUCAGAGGACAAUUUUUGACCGUUUAAAAGUAGUGUCUCACUGAAUGCUGUAAAUGUUCUAAUACUGAGUAAAUUACACAAUCGAAGAAGAUUUAGAAAAAUCAUCAACUUGAAAUAAUUUUUGAUGAAAAACCGAGGGAAGUUUUUUUUUUUUUUUUUUUUUUAACUGUGGAAAGUUCCUUUCAAACAUUAGUUUUGGAGAAAAAUUUAAUUGAGCCGGUUGUAGUGAUGUUAUGGUAUCAUUAAUUUAUUAAACAUUGUUAUGUAGUGAUAAAAUCUAUUGAAAUAAAUCACUUUUAUUUAUAUGG
This is a messenger RNA of Cornus florida, 3255 nucleotides long. RefSeq names its product ubiquitin carboxyl-terminal hydrolase 20-like. Gene Ontology annotation, biological process: protein deubiquitination. The transcript is spliced from 8 exons. Gene Ontology annotation, cellular component: nucleus; cytosol. Lineage: Eukaryota; Viridiplantae; Streptophyta; Magnoliopsida; Cornales; Cornaceae. Gene Ontology annotation, molecular function: cysteine-type deubiquitinase activity; cysteine-type endopeptidase activity. The coding region runs from base 357 to 2462 and encodes 701 amino acids. The record is from RefSeq and is a predicted model, not a curated record.